Ctenopharyngodon idella (grass carp) is the source of this 3022-nucleotide messenger RNA. RefSeq names its product stonin-1. Gene Ontology annotation, cellular component: synaptic vesicle; AP-2 adaptor complex. The record is from RefSeq and is a predicted model, not a curated record. Lineage: Eukaryota; Metazoa; Chordata; Actinopteri; Cypriniformes; Xenocyprididae. Gene Ontology annotation, molecular function: clathrin-cargo adaptor activity. Bases 292 to 2406 code for a protein of 704 amino acids. The transcript is spliced from 5 exons. Gene Ontology annotation, biological process: synaptic vesicle endocytosis; regulation of endocytosis; clathrin-dependent endocytosis.
GUAGGUCCUUCGUCGUAGUAGAAUAGCGGAAUCCGCUUCCCGUUCGGGAUGUUUUGGCUGGAAUCGCGUCCGCUCCAGUUAUUUCUGUUUCUGCCAUUUUGAGAAAAUAUCGUCUGCUCUGGAUCAUUCAUCUAAAAUCAUGAGCACAUCAGAGAAAGAUCAACACAAGUGAAGUUCGUUAAGUUCAUAAAACUGCAUCAUCUAGUCAAAUCAUCAGGGAACUUGAUGAUGGCAGGAUUCCUGAACUGAGGCAACUUUCAGGAAGACUGUACACACAAGAAGAGUAAAGCAAUGUGCUCCACCAAUCACCCAGCCAACUGGGUUACAUUUGAUGAUGAAGGGACGACCUUCUCCUCACCCCAGAAAUCACUGCGCUCUUCUACAUCAAACUCGGGUUCAGUACCUCGGCCCAACGGUUUGAAACUUGUGCUCCCAUCUUUGGGGAGUGAAUCAUGGAGCUUCAGCUCUGCCAUCGAAUCCCCUUCAUUUGAUUUUAGCCUUAACGGGAGUUCACUUGUGCCUAGCAACACUCCUAUGCACACUCCGGUGGGGGCGACUCCAACAGGACUGUCUCCCUUGUAUUAUGGACCUCAGGAGCAGCCGGACUUCUCCAGCUGUCUGAUCAACUUCUCUCAAAGAGACUCCAUAAAAACGACUGAAGACUCUAGUUCCCACAAAGCACCCCAAGAUGAGCCAGGCAAUUUCAACCCCUUCUGGGGGGAAGCCGAGCAUAAACGAGUGUCCUGGACCUCGUCAUCCGACUCAGACUCUGGACCCAGUUUGCCUCGUUUCUUCAUCCGGACCAAGGAUGGUAACGAGCCACCCCAAGACCACCUUCAAUACUCCUACUCCUACAUAUGCCAUAAACUAGAACAGCUGAGAACAGAGGAGAACCAGCUGGAUGGUGGUGAUGUGAAAGUGGAAAGAGAGAAUCGACCCUCAGGCUCAGGCGCUGUGAAAGAUAAAGUGAUGAAGCGAACUCCAUCCUCCUUCGUUCCACAGGGAUUGUUCCUCAGUCAGAGGAGGCACGGUUGGUCGUUGAUGCUUCGAAUCCCAGAGAAGAAGCACCGCAUGUCGUCCCGCCGGUGGGGACCCAUAUACCUGCGGCUGCUGCCCGGAGCCCUGCUGCAGCUGUUUUAUGAGAAGGGCUUGGAGAAACCCUUCAAAGAGUUUCAGCUGCACGCAAACUGUGGCCUCUCAGGCCCUAAACUAGAGAGUUACGGUGAACCACGCAAGAUUGCCACAUUGAAGGUGGAGAAUGUGUCGUAUGUUGAGAGGAAGCGCUAUCACCCCAAGCAUGAGGUGACGCAUGAGCCGGAAGUGGAGCAGCUGUUGAAGUUCGGCACCACAGAAUAUGGAGACUUGGAGGACCUGCUAGUGUCCAUAGAAGAAGAGCUAAUGCGCCUACCAGUGCCGCUCCAACAACACAAACACUAUGAAGAACAGGAGCUGUCCUUGCAGAUAUCCGACCGCAUCUGGAUGCGGCAAGAUAAGGACGGAGCUGUUCUUGAGUGCACGGCAAUCACACGGAUUCAUUGUUUAGCAUUCUUGAAUGGGGCAGUGGAGUGCUUCCUGGCACUGAAUGACCUCGGACUUCUCAGACAGGAUCCUGCGUACGGAUCUGAUGAGGACGAUGAGGUCUGGAUGGAAAUUGCAGACUACAGUUUCCAUCGGUGUGUCAAAGAGGCAGAGUUUUUGGACAAACGUCUGAUUAAGUUCUGCCCUCCAGAUGCCUGUCGAGUGGAGCUCAUGCGCUACAGGACGGUGUCGCUGUGCUGCGGGGAGCUGCCGCUCUCUGUUAAAGCUCUGCUGACAGUGCAAGGCGCCUGUGUCGAGCUCCAGGUCUUCCUCAAUGUCCUGUUGGAGUUCCCCACACCUAGAGGAGGUUCAGAGACGUUUUGUGAAAACGUUGUCGUUCGAGUGCCAUUCCCAGGCGAUUGGGUCAAAGUGCCUAGCAGCACAUCGCUGCUGCGACAGAGGUCUCUCAAGGCUCGCAUGAACAGAAACGCGUGCCUGGGCUCAGCACAUGUGGCGGAGUCUGAGUCUGUGAUGCACAUGUCUGUUGGUACAGUCAAAUAUGAGAAUGUGCAUCGAGCCAUUGUGUGGAGAAUUGACCGGCUCCCACCGAAGAAUGUGGCUGUGGACCAGCCUCAAUCGUUUGCGUGUAAGCUGGAGCUGGCCUCAGAUCAGGAGAUUCCCGCCAGCUGGCUGCCGUCCGUCAGCGUGGAGUGUGAGGUGGCAGAUGUGGUCGCGUCCCACACCCGAGUGAAGUCGCUGGGCACCGAAUGUGACGUUCAGCCUCAGAAACACCUGAGCAGCAGGGCAUACUAUCAUUGCCAGGUGGAAAUAGAAAAGAAGCUGAUUGAGGCGGAGCCGCAGAAGCAGUCGGGCUGUGCGACACAGUGAUGUGAGGAACCGGACUGAUUCAGCACAGCACAGAGUCAAGCCUGCAGAAGAGCUCCGCUGGGUUCAGCUCGAGUCUUUACUGCCCUUUUUCACACUCCAGUAUGCCAUCUGUGACAUCUGGUAGAAUUAGGUAAACAAAUGUUUAUUAACCAUGAGAAUAUAUAUAUACGUAUAUGUUCAGAAUAUUUUAAUAUCUAUAAUGGUCUUAUCCAACAAGUUAUAGUAUUACUGCACUUUACAAUUCUGAACCCAUUUUCUAUAUAAAUACAUAUGUGACUGUUAAAACAAUACAGGAACACACAGAUACACACAGAUAAUAUGCACUUGUCUGACAAAUGUUUGCAAAAACAUACAUUUACUCCUGAAUAAGAACGCUGAGACCUUCACAUUUGUGUGCCCGCAAGAAACUUUGGCAAAAGUAAAAACUUCAGCAAAAUGUGCACAUGAAAGUCUAAGGGAUUUUUUACUGCAAAAGUCACUUUAGGCCUCUGUAGUUUAUUUCCUAACUGGUUAUUUCAUACGCCUAUGCAUUCACCGUUAUUUAUGUGGUUUUAUAAAAUUAUAUUGUCUUAAGAAAAGUGUGCGUAAUAAAGAAGAAACCGUUUCUGUAAACUAA